AUGAGCGGUUUCAUCUCUGCACUGGAUUCUAUUGACUCGAUAGUUAGAACGGAGCACUCUAAUGGGAUCAUCUUUCGAGCUCUAGGGCCCCAGGAGACGCGCAGGCGGAUUGGCACGCUUGCCGCCAGCUACAACGGAUAUGAGCUGACAGCACCCCUCGCGCCCGGGAGGUUUAGGGAUCGCGUACAGUUCUCGUACCGCGAAGGCGAUCGCCGUCCUGAGCUUCCCGACAUUCCUAAUGCCAUCGCCUUCUUCUGCAUUCCAGAAGCCAUUCCUUUCACGCGCACAUAUCCGUCUGCGAGCGGGCGUCGCUGGUUCAUACCCGAUAUCGAGGUGGACGACUUAUAUCACGAUCACAUAGUCCCCCUGCGCCCCUUCGAGCCGUACUCAGAGAACUCUGGACGAGCGGCGUCAGUUCUCGAGGGCAAAGUCGAUCCUGUUCCAUUGUGGGUCGUUGGAAGCCAAGGUUUAGGCGUUCCCGUCAAAGGAGAUGUCGCUCAUGUACAACAUGGCAAUGAACUGGUAGUGAAGCGCGACGGGAAGUGCAGAACCUCGGUGAAGGUUUACUUCCAGUGGGAGGGCUACGAGCCCUACACAAGCCAGAUCCAAAUGAGGGGUGGCUCGCAGUCGGCAGAUUCUUGUACUUUCAAGCGCCUGGUCAAUCAAGUAAACCGCAGAAUCUGCAAGUUCAUCUCCAAAGAUGCCGUACCGCUUCCCAACGGGAACUCGAACUCGCCAUGGGCUGUGGGCAAUGGAGUUGGCCGCAUCUCAGCCGAGGAUCUCCUCUUACUUGCGAUCGUCUCCGUCUCAGAGGGCGUCAUUAUGCCAGUCCUCAAAGUGCGCAGCGAUCGUGAUCUAGGUCUGGCCAAUGCAGUGACUGUUCGUGCUACUGAUACCAUGAGGGAUAUGGACUCGAGCGUCCCAGCAACCCUAGUCCACCCAUCAACGGCCACAAUGUGUGCAUCGCGUUACCCCAAUCGUAUUGACACCCCGGCCCCGCAGCCCUCUCUUUCAUCCAUCCGCGCACAAUCCUCAGGCGACGCUCUCCCUGCUGUGCCCAUCUUCGCCGAGGGAUCUUCAGACGGGUUCGCCGAAGUGCCCCACUCUCUCGAGGUCGAAUGGGCCAACGCAUACAGUCUCUGCAGCGCGCUAUUCGAGGAGUUCAUUGACCGCGCCGCUUACACAGAGCCGCGUGGUACUCCGCGCACACUGUGCCGGGACCUCGAAUGGUAA
Messenger RNA from Peniophora sp. CBMAI 1063, 1233 nucleotides. The record is from the annotation of a GenBank genome assembly. NCBI's taxonomy places the organism in Eukaryota, Fungi, Basidiomycota, Agaricomycetes, Russulales, Peniophoraceae.